GCUGAUUGGUGGCGGUUGUCACGUGAAACAACAGAAGGAAGCGAGUCGCUGGGUUAGACAAACUCAUAGUGAGGAAUAUCUGAAUUUUACAACUUGCACUAUAUAUGUUUAUUUACAUAUUCAUAUCGCAUAUUGAUAUAUUAAUGUUGGAGUCAGAGAAUAGUCUGUAAAUUGAGAACAUCAGUGCAGACGGACAAAUGAGUGUGCGUGCUUUGUGGAUCAUUUCUCACGACAAGGGAGAAAAUGUAUCAAUACGCUUUUCAAGGAGGUUUGCCACUGUGGAGCACCGUGCAAAGAGACUGGCAGGUUCCUCAUAUGUAGCUGUCCCAGAAGACAACACUGUGCUGCAGCUCCUGCUCAUUGAGCUUGGGCUUUCAGAACUGGACAAGUCCUAUGUGGCUCUCAGAGAUGAUUGCCUUCAUUGUCAGCGAUCACCGGCCCUGGAGCUGCGCGUGGAUGGUCCUGGAAAGGGAAUUCUGUGGCCAGUGUUGGCCAUCUCAUCAGGGCCUCUUAUCCUAGUUUGCCUUCCUUUAGUGGAUGCCCCCGCUGAGCCACGGCCACCCCUUGUCAGCCUGCUGUCUGUCUCCCAGAGCCUCACGCUCCUGGGAGGUCUUCAGACUUUCCUCCUCAGCCCAGGGGGUAAACCUGAUACCGAGGGUCUGGCCUCGCGCCUGGCAAUGCUGCCCUCUGUGCUCCUGCAGGUUUGUCCACUUGGCACGCCCCUGGAUGUGCCGCCACUGGGACCACCUGCUACACCCACAGUUACCAUCCCCACUGGGAACCAGAGGCAGCCAGCCUGGAAGACAGGGCUCCACCGCGGUCGAGCUGUGGUCAAUGUGGCACUGAUAGAAACAGUACGCUCUAUGCAGUAUGGUAACCGUAGCAGACAGGACCUGUGGGAUGUUUUUGGCAAUGUGACAUGCAAAUGUGAAGUGGAAGGGGUGCUUCCAAAUGUGACCGUGACCCUCACUCUGCCUCCAAAUGGUUCUCCACUCCAGGACAUCUUGGUCCAUCCAUGUGUCACCUCACUGGACUCUAGUAUCCUGACUGCCAGCAGUGUGGAUAACUAUGAUGGCUCAACUUUCUCUGGGCCUUAUAAGUUCCCCUUCUCUCCUCCUCUGGAGCCUUUCAGACUAUGCAGCUAUACAUCUCAGGUUCCUGUUCCUCCUAUCCUUGGUUCAUAUCAACUGAAGGAAGAAGAGAACCACCUGCAUGUGUCAGUAACCCUUAAACUUCAUGAGAGUGUGAAAAACAGCUUUGAGUACUGUGAAGCACACCUGCCAUUCUUUAACAGGGAUCAGAUGGGUGUUGUGGAAAUGAAAGUGAGCUCUGGACAACUGGAUGUCUCAAAGGAGAAGAACCUGCUGGUCUGGGCCCUGGGCCAAAAGUUCCCUAAAUCUCGUGAGGUCACAAUGGAAGGCAAGAUCAGCUUUUCUGGGCCGACGCCAGGACCUGCUGACCCCCUCUGCACCGGACUUACUGCCUAUAUCAAAUUGUAUUUCAGCGUGCCUGACAUGACGCUCUCUGGGUGCUGUGUGGACCAGCAUUCGGUGCAGGUUUAUUCCUCAGCCAAACCACGGAUUGUAACAUCUCGAGAACUUCUAUCCAAAGAGUACUUCAUAUGGAAUUCAACAGGACCUGCUCCAGUAUCCUCUGGGCAGAUGAUUCUGUAGCAGGGAUAUGCUGGUGGGAAAAGCUGCAUAGUUCACUAUACUGGAGCAGGACUGAAAACACUGUCAAAUAUAUACUGUGAUCCAGACUGGAUAUGUGACCCCAUAAAAUGUAUUUGUUACUGUCUGUUGUUACUGGAGAGUUCACAAAUGAUAUAAAAUGUUCAUAGCAGUGUAAAUAAUUUGUAGAUUUUACAUUAUCUUUUAUAUUAACAGGUAAAAGACGGCAUAAUUUCGCUUCCACUCAGCAUAGUUCACAAUGAGCAAACUUUGCCUGGCAAAGGUAUUGAUUUUGUUCAUGGAAGCGUUCUUUUAAAAAUGUACCUGCCCUGUAGUCCAACUUCUUUAAUCCCCCAGCCUUCACCCACCCUCAGAUUUAUCCCAUUGCAGACACAAGGGCCACCCGUUGCUCUGACAGUCCCACUUCAGUGACUCUCCAUCAGCCGGAUAAUUAGCAGCUGGGGCCUUGUCAUCAGCUGUUGUGGGCCUGGAGGAGAGGGGCGGCUGGGCUGUGAAAGGCUAGGCUGCUCUGGCCAGUGUCUCGGCUACAAAAGGCUCCUCUUUUAGAGCUGGCAGGAGUCCUUGCCCCCUUCCACCAGUCACUCCCCCCACCCCCUUUUGACCCUGUCCCCGCCCUGUCAACUAGUGGCUAGUUCAAACACACAGUCUCUCCAGUCAGACUGUGAUUGAGCACUGACCCUCUGGCCUUUGAGACUUUAAAGCGGCCAGUCCCAUUCAGUGAGCAGGACCUGCCUAAUUGCUGAAAAGGUCACAAGGAUGGACGUGCUUGGGUUGCUCUUGAAGUUGCAUAGGUGCUUUAAUUCAAUUAAUGAAGAACUUUAAGUACAUGACUUUGAUCUUUAUGGUUGUAAUAAAAAAAAUCAGGGUACACCUUCGUUUUAUAAUCAGUAUUUACAUACAAAGAAACUAUUUAAAGAGGGGCAUUUACCUCCCUGUUUCUCACUGUUUACUGUUACCUGAAAUUUGAAGAGUUUCAUACUAGCACUGUUCCCGAUGUGAAUGCUCCACCUGAGUGCACUAAGUUGACUGAGUAACGAGCCGAUGAAGGGUUAAAGUAGAGGAGAUUGUAACCCACUAUUCCUCAGUAGCCAGACUCCUCUGAGUGCCCUCAUUGUCUGCUGUUGGCCUCUUGUGCCCCUUGCUGGUCCAAAUGCUACAUUCUCACGUGGAUUUCCACUCAGAAGGCUGACCAUGACCAAUCCUCUGUCAAUUGGAACCAAUUGCUCACACGGCAUCCUUCACCUUCUUUUUAUGUAGCAGUGCGGAGUGGCAGACACCGAGACCUCUCGGCUCUCCCCCUCCACGAUGAUUUGGCUUUAAGGCCCAGUGUGUGUGGCUAGCGAACUGGAAAAAGAGAAGUUUUUUUUUUUUUUGGGCCACUCUAAAUCUCCUCAGUAUCGCAAUAUGUGGUCAGUCUGGCUCCUGAAGUCUGCAGUCAGUGACCUCUCACUGGCAGGCUUUGCUUUGUUGAUUGAAUAGCUUGCAAAGUAGAUGGACUCAUUUUAAUGUGUUGCUCUGCUCCAUUGCCUUCAGCUCCUACCUUUUGUAUGUAAUUCUACAGUGUUUUUCAGAUUCAUUUAUCGUUUAUUUCGUCAUUGUUUGCUGUUUUAUGCACACAUACAGGAAAAAGGAUUAACACCAUUAUAUAAGAAGCAGAAAUAAAACUCACAUGGGCCAAAAUAAACUCUUGAAAGUAAA
This is a messenger RNA of Scatophagus argus, 3389 nucleotides long. It is a transcript of the gene ap5m1, whose product is annotated as adaptor related protein complex 5 subunit mu 1. The record is from RefSeq and is a predicted model, not a curated record. Lineage: Eukaryota; Metazoa; Chordata; Actinopteri; Scatophagidae. The transcript is spliced from 8 exons. Gene Ontology annotation, cellular component: cytosol; AP-type membrane coat adaptor complex; lysosome. The coding region runs from base 198 to 1673 and encodes 491 amino acids. Gene Ontology annotation, biological process: endosomal transport.